CUACAGCUCGACCCAGACAACACCGGAUUUGUAUGUGCGGAGACCUUCACCACCCUGGUGAACAACCAUGAGCUGCCCCUGGACCCUGCCAAACUGGAGAUGUUAUUCGCCCUCUCCCAGGGUAAUGAGGAGGGGCAGAUCUGCUACUCACAGCUGGUGGACCUGAUAAGCAGCAAGAGGUCCAGCAGCUUCCGAAGAGCAAUCAGCAGCGGUCAGCGUGCUCUUCCUCGAGAUGUCCUGCUUGAUCAGGAUGGACUGGGUGUCUACAAGAGGUUUGUCCGCUACGUGGCCUACGAGAUUCUGCCUGGGGAGAUGGAGAGACGCUGGUACUUCUACCAACAUCGGCCAUGCCCACCGCCCAUCUUCAUGGCAGCUGUAACCCUGACCCAGAUCAUAGUAUUCCUGUGUUACGGGGUCAAGCUGAACAAAUGGGUUUUACAGACGUACCACCCCGAGUACAUGAAGAGUCCGCUGGUCUACCACCCGGGGCAUCGGGCUAGAGCUUGGCGCUUCCUCACCUACAUGUUCAUGCAUGUUGGUCUGGAGCAGCUGGGAUUUAACACCCUCCUACAACUAAUGAUCGGAGUUCCUCUGGAGAUGGUACACGGGGUCCUGCGAAUCAGUUUCCUGUAUCUGGCUGGGGUGUUGGCAGGAUCCCUUGCUGUGUCAGUCACAGACAUGAGAGCUCCUUUAGUCGGAGGUUCCGGUGGGGUGUACGCCCUCUGUUCUGCCCACCUUGCUAACGUUGUUAUGAACUGGGCUGGAAUGCGAUGCCCUUACAAGGUCCUUCGAAUGGUUCUUGCAUUGGUCUGUAUGAGCUCGGAGGUGGGCCGUGCCGUGUGGCUUCGUUUUUCCCCGCCAUUACCAGCCGCUGGACCUCAGCCCAGUUUCAUGGCCCACUUGGCGGGAGCCGCUGUUGGUGUCAGUAUGGGCUUAACCAUCCUGCGCAGCUAUGAAGAGAACCUCCAGGACCAGUGCGGCUGGUGGGUCAUCCUGCUGUGUUACGCCACUUUUCUAGCCUUCGCUAUCUUCUGGAAUGUGUUUGCUUAUGACCUGCUUGGCGUUCAGAUCCCGCAUCCCCCCUGA
Messenger RNA from Staurois parvus, 1086 nucleotides. NCBI's taxonomy places the organism in Eukaryota, Metazoa, Chordata, Amphibia, Anura, Ranidae. The record is from the annotation of a GenBank genome assembly.